CUAACUUUCAAAUUCCACACAUACACACACAUACAGGACGUGGAGGUUCAGCUGGGAACAAGUUUCGCAUGUCACUGGGUUUACCAGUGGCUGCUACUGUAAAUUGCGCAGAUAACACUGGCGCUAAGAACCUUUACAUAAUUUCGGUGAAAGGCAUCAAGGGCAGGCUCAACCGUCUUCCAUCUGCUUGUGUUGGGGACAUGGUGAUGGCCACUGUGAAGAAAGGGAAGCCUGAUCUCAGGAAAAAGGUCAUGCCAGCUGUUAUUGUAAGGCAGAGAAAGCCAUGGCGCCGAAAGGAUGGUGUUUUUAUGUACUUUGAAGAUAAUGCGGGUGUCAUAGUGAAUCCGAAAGGAGAAAUGAAAGGAUCUGCCAUCACAGGGCCAAUUGGGAAGGAGUGUGCGGAUCUAUGGCCUCGUAUUGCCAGUGCAGCAAACACUAUCAUCUAAGUUCAGAAACAUUAGAAUUUGACUUUAAUUUGGUUUUUGUUGAGAGUUGUUAUAUCUGUUCGAAGUUGGAUUUGUUGCUCUUUUUAAUGUUUUGAAAUAGAAAUGUUUUGAAAUAGAAUUUACCGUGUGGAGUCUCCUCAUUUUUGUAUGGUCUGGUUUUAGUGGGCUUUGCAGAUCAAUGUUGAAACUUUAAAUCAUUUUGUUAGGUUGAAAUUGAAUUAUAAGGCCUUGUCCUUCUUUUUGUGGUUU
Molecule: messenger RNA, 695 nt
Organism: Amborella trichopoda
Lineage: Eukaryota; Viridiplantae; Streptophyta; Magnoliopsida; Amborellales; Amborellaceae
Source: RefSeq, a predicted model, not a curated record